Molecule: messenger RNA, 1917 nt
Organism: Penicillium cinerascens
Lineage: Eukaryota; Fungi; Ascomycota; Eurotiomycetes; Eurotiales; Aspergillaceae
Exons: 2
Source: RefSeq, a predicted model, not a curated record
CUUGAGCACGGCAACGUCGAAAUUAUUGGUGACAGGGUCAAGGGAACCUAUAACGGCGUGGAUCCGGGUGUCCUACUGCGGAGGUUACGAGAACGAAGAAUCCCAGAGAUCCUAAUCCGAUGGGUUGACAGAUUCUGCUCCUCGCGACGAGCGUCGAUCGUCGUGAAUACGUACCAAUCCGAGGAAAUGCCCAUCGAGCACGCGGGCCUUCCGCAAGGCUCGCCGCUCUCACCUAUUCUCUUCCUGUUCCUGAAUGCAAAUCUGGUGGACGUCUCCAUCACUAGACGAAAGGGAGCAAUCGCUUUCGUCGAUGACUAUACACGAUGGACUGUGGGCUCGUCUGCUGAGGCGAAUACAACCGUACUUCAGCGAAAGGUCAUCCCGCGAGCUUUACAAUGGGCGGCACAGUCUGGCGCGGCUUUCGAGGCAGAGAAGACAUCGUUCAUCCACUUCACGAGGAACCAGCGGCAGCGCCAACUUCCCGCGGUCCCGCUACUCGCGAAUGGAACGACUGUUGCCCCGGCACCUGAAGUCAACAUUCUCGGCGUGAUAAUCGACCAGUGUUUACGGUUCAAAUCACACAUCGGAAAGGCUGCAAAUAAAGGAAUGAAAGCCGUCCUCGCACUCAGACGACUGCGCGGGUUACCUCCUUCGGUAGCUCGCCGGAUCUUCACCUCCACGGUCGCAUCGAAAAUUGACUAUGCCGCAUCGGUAUGGUGCCCUAUACGACAAGAUGCUAUUGUUGCGGCGGGAACCGUACGACCGUUCGAAACCAUCCAGCGAGUCGCGUCUCAAGCGAUCGUGGGCGUCUUCCGAAGCACGGCCCUCGCUAUCGCCAAGGCAGAGGCGGGGAUUGAACCAACUGUCGUACGCCUUCGAGCACGUAUCUUGAAGCAUUGGAUUGUCUGCCACACCUUACCCAAGGAUCACCCCGUCUGGUCCUGUCGAGCGGCCGCCGCCAUGCAGGAUGGGAGGUUCCCGUCACGUUCAAAAUACUGGCGAAAUCCGCGGCAACGGUCCCUUGGGGAGUUGAUUACCCCCGUCGGAUCCGAUAUACAGGAGUUACACGAAGCCUGCCAUGCCCGUCUCUGGUUGUUCACCAGUGUCAGCAUCCACAAUGGUCUGGUCGGAACGGGGCUAGUAGUUCGUGUUAAUCAAGUGGACAUCGUCUCGUCAAAUGGGACGGUCGGCACUGAAGACGCACUCAACGCCCACUUCGCACAUCUGGGAGUGGUUUCAGAGGCUGUCGCAUAUAUUAAAACGGUGCUCCCUCGUAUUCAGAUGUCACCGUGGAAAAUCCAGGUUACGAUCGUUGUGAAUAACCCUGCCGUUCUGCUGUCGCUUGCAAAGCCACGUCUCCAAGGCGGACAGGCUCUGAUCACUCAUAUCACGGAAGCACUCAAACAGCUGUUGGAGAUGGAGGCCAAGGUCAGCCUGAAGCCACCAACGGAUGAGGACUGUGAGAAUACUACACGAGAACAUACCCUCGCACGCAAAGCGACAGAAGUGAGCAGCGAGGUUAAUGCCCCGCCUCGGGCGCGAGUCCAACUCCGAGCGUCGGCGUUGCGAUGGGUUCGGGCGAAUGUUAACCAGGACCGGAAGGACAACUUCCAACUGGGGACCGCCGGGCAGUUCACACACCAGCUGGAUUCAGCUCUCCCAGGACCCCACACGAAGAUGCUGUAUGAUAGUCUCGAUCGAGAGAAAGCAUUGAUACUAGCUCAGCUCCGCACGGGACAUGCCAGACUGAAUGGAUAUCUACGUCGAGUCGGCAAGACUGAUAGUGAUUUGUGCGAAUGUGGCAUCGAGCGCGAAACAGUCCCACAUUUCGUACUUCGAUGUACACGGUGGAAUGAACAGCGUCGCGCACUGAUUAAAGCCGUGGGUCCGAGCCUCGGCAAUUUGUGCAGAUGUUAG